AUGUGGAUAUUUGUUUGUUGUUAUACAGGCAAUGAUGCUUUUACCAUUCGCCAUGACACACUAAACAAGUGCAUGCAAGUGAAAAAUUCAUUGAUAGUGAUAGAUGACUGCAAGGACACAAGUGAAGCUUUAUGGAAAUGGGUAUCCCAGAAUCGCCUCUUUCAUUUGGGGUCCAAGCAGUGCCUGGGACUUGAUAUAUUCACCAAAUCACUGUCUCGCCUGAAAAUGGUUGAUUGUAACUCAGAACUAAUGCUGUGGUGGCGAUGUGCUGAUGCUUCCAUCUUUGGUGCAUCUCAGUACAAAUUGACUAUCAAGGCUACCUAUGUAACUGCAAGCAUAAAUGCAACAGACCGGUGGAGAAGGAACGGUUCCUCUGAUGAUAUAUGUCACUAUCCUUAUCAUGAGGUUUAUACCAAAGAUGGGAACUCCUAUGGAAAACCAUGUGAGUUUCCCUUUCUGUAUAAUAAGACAUGGCAUCACGACUGCAUUCAGGAUGAAACGCAUAUGGGUGGGAAAUGGUGUGCCACAUCUGAAGAUUAUACACAUGAUGGAAAAUGGGGAAUCUGCUUACAACCAGAGGAUGGUUGUCAUGAUAUCUGGGAACAUGAUCCGGGAUCCGAAAGUUGCUACCAGUUUAAUACACAGUCUGCUCUUCCUUGGAAGGAAGCUUAUAUUUCAUGUCAAAGGCAGGGGGGAGAUUUACUUAGCAUCCAGGAUGCAUCGGAAUUAAUCUACAUACAAAGUAAGGAUGACAUCGCCGAGAUCUUUUGGAUUGGCUUAAAUCAACUGGAUGUUUCUGGAGGUUGGCAGUGGUCAGAUCACAAACCUUUGAAUUUUCUCAACUGGCAUCCAGAUAUGCAGAGUUUGUCCCCGUUGGAUGGGACUAGCUGUGUGGUGAUGAAUGCUGCCUCAGGUCAGUGGCAGAGUUACCAUUGUGGAACUCCACUUCCAUAUAUUUGCAAGAAGUCACUCAAUAAUGUUUCACGCCUUCCAGAGUUUUGGAGACACUUGGAUACUCGCUGUGAUUUGGGCUGGCUUCCCCACAAUGGUUUUUGCUACAUGCUGGUAAACAACCAGGCACCUUGGAGCAUGGCGGAUGAGUUGUGCAAAGCGAAUAAGAGUAACCUCAUCAGCAUACACUCAUUAGCAGAUGUUGAACUGGUUGUUACAAAGCUUCACAAUGAUGCCAAAGAAGAAAUGUGGAUGGGUCUCAGGAAUGAAGAUGUACCAACCUUGUUCAAAUGGUCAGAUCGCUCAGCUGUGGAUUUUACAUAUUGGGAUCAGAAUGAACCAAAAGUUCCUUUUAACAGCACUCCUAACUGUGUGUCAUAUGCAGGCAAGUUGGGACAGUGGAGAGUCAGAUCCUGUGAAGAACAAUUGAAAUAUGUGUGUAAGAAAAAAGGAGAGAUUUUGAAUGAAACAAAAUCAGAUAAAAGUUGUUCAUUGGAAGAGGGAUGGGAGAGACAUGGAAACUACUGUUACAAGAUUUAUAAAACGGAAGUUUCAUUUGGAGCACAGUGCAAUCUUACAGUAAUGAACAGAUUUGAGCAAGAAUUUAUAAACAGUCUAAUUCAAAAAAACACCAAAGUUGAAGAAAAAUACUUCUGGACCGGUUUGCAGGAUAUUAGUCAAUCGGGAAUAUAUUCCUGGGGUACAGUGGAUGGGGAAAAAACUGAAGCUGUGACAUACACUAACUGGAAUUCCUUGCAACCAGCAUUUUCAGGAGGAUGUGUGGCCAUGCCCAGUGGAAAAUCUCUUGGAAAGUGGGAAACUAAAGACUGUAAAACCACUAAAGCAUUUUCUGUCUGCAAAGAAUAUAUUGGACUGCCCAAGGAGCCAGAAGUGCUCCCAAAGCCAACUGAUCCCUGUCCCCCUGGGUGGCACAAUGGAUCCGGCCUUGCCUGCUACAAGCUCUUCCACAGUGAAAGAGUGCUGCGAACCAGGACCUGGGAAGAGGCAGAAAGGUUCUGUGAAGCGCUCGGAGGCCAUCUGCCUAGUUUUAGUCACUCAGAAGAAAUCAAGGCGCUUCAUUCUAUCCUGAGAAAAAUAAUCAGCAAUGACAGAUGGGUAUGGAUUGGAAUGAAUAAGAGGAGUCCAGAUUCUUUGGGAACCUGGCAAUGGAGUGAUGAUAAACCCGUAACUAGUGUUGUUAUGCCACUUGAUUAUCUGGAAGAUGAAUAUGAUACAAGAGACUGUGCUGCAUUAAAGACCUCUCAGUUUUCACGGAGAUCAUUUUGGAGAUUUUAUUUCCAUGAAGGCAGGGACCUGGAAUUUUACUUCAAGCCUUUUGAUUGUGAAGCUAAGCUUGAAUGGGUCUGCCAGAUAACAAAAGGUAGCACUCCAAAGACACCUGAGUGGUACAUACCAGAUGAAAUUGGAAUUCAUGGAGCCCCACUUGUUGUUGAUGGAGCAGAGCUGUGGUUUGUACCAGAUAAAAACCUGAGCUUCCAGGAAGCCCUUUUCUACUGUCAAAAAAAUGAUAGUGAUUUAGCCUCUGUGGAGUCUUACCCAAAACUCAGGACAAUACUAUCUCAAAUAGAAAAGUUAUCAAACAGCGAACAGAAGUGGUGGCUGAAGUUUAUCGAUUAUGGCUACAGUUAUCAUUCACCUUUACAGUUAUUUUCACGCUUCCAUGAUCGAUUCCUGAGGGAUUGCUGGUAUGUUUCUAGAAAGAACUGGUAUAGAGACUACCCAGUUAACUGUAAUGUGAAACUGCCCUUCAUCUGUGAAAAAAACAAUGCCUCCUUACUAGAGAAACACGAUCCCAGUUACCGCCCAGUCAGAGGAGGUUGCCCUAAAGGUUGGCAUCAGUUCCGGAAUAAGUGUUUUCUAAAGAUGAAACCCGAAAAUUUAACAUUUAAUGCAGCUAAUGAAAAGUGUGUAACUUUUGGAGGCUCUCUUCCAUCUAUCUCAAAUCAAGCUGAGCAAGAUUAUAUAACAUCUUUGCUUCCUGGUAUGCCGAAAGAUAUUUGGAUUGGUUUGCAGUUCCUGUUCAGUACAAGGGAAAACAAAUGGAUAGAUGAGAGUAGGCUGUUGUAUAGUAACUUUCACCCACUCCUGACAGGAAGAUUAAGGAAAAUUCCACUGGAUUUUUUUGAUGAAGAAUUUAACAAUCAGUGCGGUGUAAUCCUCAAUGAUCCCAAAUCACAGUAUGUUGGAACAUGGAAUUUCACUGCUUGUGCUGACAGGCACUUCUUGGGUAUAUGCCAGCGGCCUAUAGGUAUAGGAACUGCUGAUAACCAGACAGAGCAAGUUCUUAAUGAAACAUUGAGCUAUCAAAACGUUCGAUACAUGGUCAUUCUGAAGAAUUUGUCCUGGAAUGAUGCAGUGGCUGCAUGCAUAAAUAACAAAAUGCAGCUGGUUAGCAUCACAGAUCAGUUCCAGCAGGCUUUUCUCGCUGUUCAGGCUGCCCUUCGUAAUUACCCACUGUGGAUUGGACUCUUCAGCAGAGAUGGUGGAAAACAUUAUGGCUGGCUGGAUGGGAAACAUGUUAGUUUUAGUCGCUGGUCUGAAGAUGAUGAAGAAACAAGCGAAGAAUGUGUGGUUUUGGAUACUGAUGGCUUCUGGAAAACUUCUGACUGUUCCUCUGAAAAUCAAGGUGCCAUUUGCUACGCAUCAGAAAAGAAGAUUGAAAAAGAAGAAGUUACACAAGUUAAGUGCCCACAUAAGAUUAAAAAUACACCCUGGAUAUCAUUUAAAAACAAUUGUUACACUUUUAUGAUAACAAAAAAUAGAUGGAGAGAACUGAAGCCUCAAGAAGCUCAUCAUUUGUGCAAGAAAAUGAACCCAGAAGCAUAUGUUCUGAGCGUUCGAGAUGAAGAAGAGAAUAACUUUGUUACUGAGCAGCUUCAUUCAUUCAGCGGUCUGGCUAUGUGGGUCUGGCUGGGAGUGAUUUAUGAUGACAGUGAUAAAGUUCUCAAGUGGUAUGAUGAAACUCAUCUGACCUACAACAACUGGAGGCUGGGAAGACCUAACAUAAAGAAGAACAGUUUUUUUGCUGGUGUAAAUCUUGAUGGGUUUUGGGAUAUUUAUAGUUAUUCUCAAAGUUGGCAUGCUCAUCACUAUAAUGUGUACAGUAUUCUUGCCUGUAAAAUCGAAAGGGGACCCCAAGAGCGCAAGCCUCCAUUGCCUGAGUCUAUUCCACAUGGAAACAGAACGUACAGGAUCCUUCAGAAAAAGUUAACAUGGUAUGAGGCACUGAGAGAAUGCAAACAAAAUAGGAGUGAUUUAGCAAGUGUACACAGUGAGUCACAACAGUUAUUUCUAGAAGAUAUUGUCAAGCAGGACGGCUAUCCUCUGUGGCUUGGGUUGUCAGUUCAUGAUGGCAGUAAAGCUAAUUUUGAAUGGUCAGAUGGAAGCGACUUUGACUACUAUCCUUGGGAAUUAGAAAACUCAAAUACCACUGAGAACUGUAUUCUGUUGGAUACUAAAGGAUCUUGGAACCGUACAAAAUGUACAAAUGUUGCUGAAGGUGCCAUUUGCUAUAGCCCUCCAAACAAGAGACAACUGGAGCCAAAGCAAGGGAGCAGAGCCUCAGGAUGCCCACAAAUUGGUGGUACCCUACAGUGGAUCCAGUAUAAGGAUCACUGUUACGCAUUUGACAUGGCGUUCUACAAUUUUUCAGUAUAUAAUGUGGAAGAUGCUAAGAAAAUCUGCCAGAAACUGAAUCCUUCAGCAACCCUUCUGACUAUAGUGGAUGCUGAAGAAAAUGCAUUUGUGAGCACACACAUAAAGGAAAACGAUCUCAUCACCAAGAACGUGUGGCUUGGCCUAGCUCAGAGUUCUAAGGAUCAGUCCCUGAACUGGCUUGAUGGCUCAUCAGUUAAUUAUGCCAACUGGGAAAAUAAAACUGCAGAAGUCAGUGAAAAAUGCAGUGUUAUCCUGUCCACAACUGGCACCUGGUCCAAAGUUGACUGCAGUCGUAGUCAAAGCAGAGUGGUUUGUAAAGCUCCUUUAGGUUCUAAUCAUACUGGGGUGGCUGUAGCAUUUGCCCUGCUAAUUCUGUUAAUGUUCAUUGCCGGAUUAGUGUGGUAUCUCUAUAAAAAGAAGCGUCUUUACUGGCCUGCCUUCUCUUCAGUACGCUAUCAAAGAGGAAUGAAUGAUGAUGAAACUGAUGAUGUGUUCACGAAAUAA
Messenger RNA from Balearica regulorum gibbericeps (East African grey crowned-crane), 5133 nucleotides. The record is from RefSeq and is a predicted model, not a curated record. Lineage: Eukaryota; Metazoa; Chordata; Aves; Gruiformes; Gruidae.